CACAAACGCCGAUUUGCAUGAAGUGUUUUGUGGCCGCAUGCAGCUUGCACUGCUGCACACAGCGAGUGUCGGAGGGCAAAGCCACGGAUGCGCAGGAGUGUUCUUGUCCUUUUUCAUUUGACGGAGAUACGGUGUCGGACGUCGAAAGAAACCGGGGAAUUAAAAAAAACAAAAACAAAAAAAACAGGAGACGCUACACUUGAAUGUGAAAAUGGAGCUUCCCGCCGCGGGAGAGCACGUCUUUGCGGUGGAGAGCAUCGAGAAGAAGCGGAGCCGGAAGGGAAGGGUUGAGUAUCUGGUCAAGUGGCGUGGAUGGUCCCCAAAGUACAAUACAUGGGAACCAGAGGAGAACAUUCUGGACCCAAGGCUGCUUGAUGCUUUUGAAGACAGGGAACGUCAAGAGCAGCUGAUGGGCUAUCGCAAGAGAGGACCGAAGCCCAAGCACCUUCUGGUUCAGGUCCCUUCUUUUGCCCGGAGAUCCAGUAUACUUGCUGGCCUUCAUGAGUCAUCCCUGCAAGAAGACAGCUGUCACAACACCAGUUCAGUUCCAAUGCUGCGUCCCCAGAGCCAGCAGUACCAGCUGAACAGCAAGAGACACCAUCAGUACCAGCCCAUGAGCCGAGACGGUGAGACAGAGCCGCACGCCAAUGGCAAGAAGUUCUACUAUCAGCUCAACACCAAGAAGCACCACCACUACCAGCCAGACCUGCAGGUGUGCGAGUCUGUGUUUGCAAAACCCAGAGAGGUCAACGCUCCGGAGCAGCCUAUUAAGGGGUACAAUCUCCCCCCUGUGCUGCAGCAAAAAUGGUUCCGGGACAAGACUUCAGGCGUCUUGACUAAAGUAAAGGACAUCACCAUGGAGCUGAAAAAGCUCCCUGCAGACCUCAAUGGUCACAAAGAACUAGAGAAUGCAAAGCCUAAAGACCAUGCAUCAGCACAGCAGCAUAAUUGUGUCAGUGGCAGUAAACUAAAAAUUGUGCAAAACAAAAACAAGAAUGGACGGAUUGUUAUUGUCAUGAGCAAAUACAUGGAAAAUGGAAUGGAGGCGGCAAAAGUCACAAAUGGUGAAUCCCAGUCUGUCGAGAAAUUUUCGCAAGGAGCAGACAAUACAGAAAGGCACCUCGAGAAGAUGAAGCUGGUCAAACAUCUUGGCCUCGUUAAUGGAUUUGCAGAGAAACCCAAAGCCGUCUCCAAAUUCACGGGAGAUUGUACCAAAGAAAAUGAACAGUCCGCCCAAACUAUGCUGGCUGUGACGGAACAGGAUAAAUGUGUUGAGGUCAGGGGUCAGUGUCUGCUUUCAGAGGAUCAGCCUUUACAAUUGACAACCAAGCCUAAUCUGCUCUCUUUGCCUGUGGACACUACGGUUGCCGCCUUCAGUGACAGAAAAACGACCCAAGAUGAAUUUCAAGGAUUAAAGCGACACCUUUCUGACACUGACAGCAAGGAGCAUGGGAGUAACAAGAGGUUUUUAAGCUCCCGCCACACAGUCUCCUCACCCAACCAAAGCAUUAGCACUCACCAAAAUGGCCUCCAGGAUCCCUUUGCAUUGCAGUACUGCGACUAUGCUGAUCGCGAUCAAGAGGAGCCCAUUGACUUGAGCAUUGUUAAGUCCAGGCCUCAAGUUGCCGCUUCCGCAGCGAGCCAGCCGGAACUACUCACACAGGAUGGAACACAGACCGACAUGCAAGUGAAAGAGCAAACUGAAAGUCAGCCGCAGGCUGGAACACAAAAGAUUGCAAAUGUGGACACGCUUGAUUCGUCGCUUGUUGGUGACCAGGAAAAAGGGAAAGUGGAGACGUUUCCCUCUUUCCAGCCGUUCCUUGGGAAUAUCGUCAUCACAGACAUAACUACAAACUGCCUCACAGUUACCUUCAAGGAGUAUGUUACAGUGUAACUGUGUACAUGUGCAUAAAAUAUAAUUGUAUUUUCAAAGGCUUGAAUGUGCAAACAGAACCAGUUUAUAUAUAUGUGUGUAUAUAUAUAUAUGUGUGUAUAUAUAUAUGUGUGUGUAUAUAUAUAUGUGUGUAUAUAUAUAUAUAUAUAUAUAUAUGUGUGUGUAUAUAUAUAUAUAUAUAUAAUUUUGUAUAGCUCAAAAAGACAAGCAUUUGGAUUCUUUAUUUGCUUAUUUCCUGCAUGAUAUUAUUCAUUUGUUGUGACUUUAUUACAUGCAGUAUUUCAAACUUAGUUCAGAAAGCAAGGAAAAGAAUGUUAGAACUAACUGAAAACGCACUUACAUUCUUGUUUUUUUUUUUUUUGUUUUGUUUUUUUUUGCAAUUUCUGCUCUCUACAGUCAAACACUUGUAAAGAAUAUAGGCUUUAUAGAAUUGUUUGUACAGAAGAAAUUUAUAUUGAAACAUGGUCAAAUACACUGUAUGUGUGCGUGUGUGCUUGCGUGUUAACAAAAAGUGUGAAUCCAUGGACAGAUGCGUACAUGUUUAAAACGAAUAAGAAAAGCACCUUUGUCAACAAGUGUCAUUUGUAUUUUUGAGGAGGAGUGUCAAAUGAAACUUUAUCAAUGUUGCUUAUGUUUUGCUUUGUCCCUGUUGGUAUUGUCUGACACUGCCUCAGCCACUCUUAAGAUGGUGCAACCAUGUACGUAUUUAAUUUAUGAUUUGCAGCACUGCAGUGUGAAUUCUUUGUGUGAAUUGUAUAACAAUAGUUGAGCUGUGUAGUCCAUUCGAUUCGUACCACCAGCUGGGUAAUCCAUCAUUUGACGCCACGCUCUGUGCGGCCCACACAUCUGUGUAGCGGGUUUAGCGUGUGUUUCGUAAGCACAUAUCAAACCCUUAUUGAAUAUCUUUGAUGACAGUGGUAAUUUAAAACGAUUCUACAAGCAUAUCCAGAGGUUCUCUUGUAUCUUACUGAAUGCCUCUCACUUUAUAUGGCAUGUUUUCACAGAAAUAAUCGUUACAACACGUGAUUUGUAUCCAGAGGGUGCAGUGAUGUACUUUCAUGUUUUGUGUGCAGAGUAAGCGAAUGCUUCCUAAACAGUUUUGCAAUAAUAAAAUUAUUUGCAGAUUCAA
Phyllopteryx taeniolatus (common seadragon) is the source of this 3023-nucleotide messenger RNA. RefSeq names its product E3 SUMO-protein ligase CBX4-like. Gene Ontology annotation, biological process: negative regulation of DNA-templated transcription. The record is from RefSeq and is a predicted model, not a curated record. NCBI's taxonomy places the organism in Eukaryota, Metazoa, Chordata, Actinopteri, Syngnathiformes, Syngnathidae. Bases 212 to 1894 code for a protein of 560 amino acids. The transcript is spliced from 5 exons.